GCUUCUAUAAAUGCUGAAGAAACUGAGCGCAGUCGGUCCAGAGGAGCCGUGUGUGUGAGUGGGGUGGUGCUGAUGCCUCCACGAGGGAUGCCGGCAGGAUGACAGACACUGGGAGGACCUCUGCACACCCCAGGCCACCCUGCAGUGCCCAUUCCCUCUGCUGGGCACCGGGCCAGGACAGAAAUGCCUUUCGAGAUAACAGAGGCGCCAAGCCCCAUCAGCUGCUCUGUCCAUCUUUAGCCUGCUCUCCGGUUACCAGCCACCUCCCACGGCUGCCUCCAAAGAUAGGCAAAGCCACCUCCUGGAGCCUGGGCUGGAAACCGUGGGGAAGCAGAGGAGGGAUCACAGGCAGGGAUGAGCCUGGUGGGAUUUCUGUGGAAGGAGUGAAGGACGCCGUGAGUUCUCCCGGACGAUGGCUUUGCUGUGCUACAACAAGGGCUGCGGGCAGAGACUCCUGCCUGUAUCACCCAGGUGUCCCCAUCUUCCACGAUGCCCUGAAGGGCUGGUCUUGCUGCAAGAAACGCACAACAGACUUCUCAGAGUUCCUCUCCAUAAAGGGAUGCACAAAGGGGUUUCACAGCAAGGAGAAGCCCCCUGAGCCUUCCAGCCAGGGGGAGACCUCAGAUGAGCCGAAGGCCAAGCCAGCAGAGGAGCUCAUCUUUCAAGGACCAAAAUCAGCUGAGAAGAUGCUGCGGGAAAGACCAAGCUCUGAUGAGCCAAGACAACUGCUGCCCAUUAAAGUAUCCAGGUCUCUGGAGCAAGCACUGGAGAAACUGAACCUGUCCUCCAAGGACAAGACCCUGGAGAGCAGUGGCACAGGGGAGGUGGCUGCCCAGGUGACAGCUGGCACCAGGUGCAAGAAUGCAGCCUGCAAGGCGAUCUACCAGGGCCCGGAGAGUAACGCAGAGGUUUGUACGUUCCAUCCUGGCGUUCCUGUCUUCCAUGAGGGGAUGAAGUACUGGAGCUGCUGUGGAAUCAAAACAACGGACUUCAGUGCCUUCAUGGACCAGCCAGGCUGCAGCAGAGGGUGCCACUGCUGGACAGAGAAGGGGGACAAGAAGGGGGUGCUGUGCCGGCAGGACUGGCACCAAACCAGCAGCCAGGUGGUGGUCACGGUCUAUGCCAAGAACCCCCUGCCCGCCCUCAGCAGCGUCAAAGCCAAUCGCACUGUGAUUGAGGCUCAUGUCAUCUUUGAAGGGAAUAAGAUUUUCCGGGCAGAACUGGAGCUCUGGGGGACCAUCGAAAUACAGAAGAGCUUUGUGAGCAUGGUCCCAACCAAGGUGGAGAUCACGCUUUGCAAAGCCAGCCCUGGCUCCUGGGCCAGGCUGGAGCUCCCCCAAAGCAGGUUGCAGCCCUGUGGUGAGCAGGAGAAGGAGGCUGCCAACGCAGAAGAGCCUGGGGCAGCGCAGGAGGAGGACUCUGAUGACAGCUUGAGCUGGUCGGAGGAGGAAUAUGAAGAGCUGGAGAUGGGAACACCGAGCAGCUGACAGUCCAGUGCUUCAGCAGCUGAGCAGUGCUGGUUCCUGAGCUGCUGGUGACCUUGACACUGCCUCCAGAGGAGCAGACCUAACCCUGGACCGUGUGCAGGCUGCAGUGUGCCCUCUCCCCUGGUCAGAAGGAACAAGUAAUAAACACCCAGAGCAAAGGUUGUACUCUG
Molecule: messenger RNA, 1657 nt
Organism: Pipra filicauda (Wire-tailed manakin)
Lineage: Eukaryota; Metazoa; Chordata; Aves; Passeriformes; Pipridae
Gene: ITGB1BP2
Product: integrin subunit beta 1 binding protein 2
Exons: 11
Coding region: 99-1487 (462 amino acids)
Source: RefSeq, a predicted model, not a curated record